GUGGUUUUAAUUAAGAGCUUAGAUGACUUCUUUGGCAUUAUUAUCAAGUGAUUUCCUAACAUGAAUAAUGAAGAAGAAGAGUUCGUAGAUGCACUCAAUGCAUAUAAUGUAGUACCGUCAAAUCUAGCUGGAAUCAAUUAUAACAGAAGCUCUGGGCAAUCAUCAACGACGAUACAAAUCAGAGCUGUGAACGGCCUCCGCGUGCGACCUUUGAGGAGAUGACACGCUUCCACUCGGACGACUAUAUCAACUUCUUGCGUCUGGUCACGCCGGAAAACGCAGCGGAUAGUCAGAAAAGCAUGGACCGCUUCAACGUGAAGGAAGAUUGUCCCGUGUUUGCGGGAUGCUACGAGUUCUGUGAGAUCUCGGCGGGUGGAAGUAUAGCGGGCGCCAUGAAGCUGAACAAGCGCGACUCGGAUAUUAGUAUCAAUUGGGCCGGAGGUCUGCAUCACGCGAAGAAGAGCGAGGCCAGCGGGUUCUGCUACGUGAACGAUAUCGUGCUAGGGAUUCUGGAGCUACUGAAGGAGCAUCAGAGGGUGCUGUACAUAGACAUAGAUAUCCACCACGGUGACGGUGUGGAGGAAGCUUUCUACACCACCGACCGGGUCAUGACGCUAUCAUUCCACAAGUACGGCGACUUCUUCCCGGGCACAGGAGAUCUGCGCGAUGUGGGGGCGGCCAAGGGAAAGCACUACUCUCUCAAUUUUCCACUCAAGGACGGGGUGGACGACGAUACGUUCCUCGACAUCUUCAAGCCCAUUGUGGAUCGAGUCAUGGAGUGGUACAGGCCCGAGGCUAUUGUGCUACAGUGUGGUGCCGAUUCGCUGGCUGGAGAUCGCUUGGGCUGCUUCAAUCUGUCUUUGAAGGGACAUUCUGGCGCGGUUAGGCAUGUCAAGGGGUUGAAUGUGCCUCUUCUAUUACUGGGUGGGGGUGGAUAUACCAUUCGCAAUGUGGCGCGUGCGUGGUGUUAUGAGACGGCCAUUGCCCUGGAUACAGAGGUCUCGCGAGCCUUGCCGCACAACGACUACUACGAGUAUUUUGGCCCGGACUACAAACUGGAGGUGCCCUGCAGCAAUAUGGAGAAUCAGAACAGCAGACAGUAUCUGGAGAAAACAAGGUGUGUUGAUGUGUAACUGAUGGGUUGGCUGUAGAUGAGAGGAAUUAAUGAUGUAACUCGCACAGACAGAGGUGGCUUUGUUGGCGUGCAUAUGUAUAUACUCGUAAUUACACAC
Molecule: messenger RNA, 1232 nt
Organism: Sphaeroforma arctica JP610
Lineage: Eukaryota; Ichthyosporea; Ichthyophonida
Exons: 3
Coding region: 219-1133 (304 amino acids)
Molecular function (GO): histone deacetylase activity
Source: RefSeq, a predicted model, not a curated record